AUGUACGGCAGUGCCAGAGCCGCCAGCCACAUCGACAGCAGCCCCUCCCGCUCGCCACGCCUGCCUCGCUCGCCCCGCCUCGGGCACCGCAGGGUCCACAGCGGGGGGGGGCGGCGGGCGGCGGGGGGGGGGGGCAAGACGCUCUCUAUGGAGAACAUCCAGUCUCUCAACGCCGCCUACGCCACCUCGGGGCCCAUGUACCUGAGCGACCAGGAGGCUGUGGGCUCCACCGCCACCUACCCCAAGGGCACCGUGACCCUAGGCCGCGCCUCCAACCGGGCCAUGUAUGGAGGCCGGGUCACCGCCAUGGGCAGCAGCCCCAACAUUGCCACAGUGGGGCUGGGCCACCACCAUGCCGACCUGCUCUCCUACAGCGACCUGGGCUCCCUGUCCAUGCUGCAGCACCACCACCACCACCAGCAGGGGCUGCCCUCGGCACUGCUGCGGCAGGCGGUGCGGGGUGGGGGGGAGCUGUUGGAGAUGCAGGCCCAGCUCAGGGACAUGCAGAGGGAGAAUGAGCUGCUGAGGAGGGAGCUGGACCUGAAGGACAGCAAGCUGGGGUCCUCCACCAACAGCAUCAAGAGCUUCUGGAGCCCCGAGCUGAAGAAGGAGAGGGUGAUGAGGAAGGAGGAGGCUGCAAGGACCUCCAUCUUGAAGGAGCAGAUGAGGGUCACCCACGAGGAGAACCAGCACCUCCAGCUCACCAUCCAGGCCUUGCAGGAUGAGUUGCGUACCCAGAGAGACCUGAACCACCUGCUGCAGCAGGAGAGCCGGCUAGGCUCUGACCACUUCACCUCCAUCGAGCUCAACGAGGACAACUUCCGCCGGCUGCAGGCGGAACAUGACCGUCAGGCCAAGGAGCUGUUCCUGCUGAGGAAGACCCUGGAGGAGAUGGAGCUGAGGAUCGAGACCCAGAAGCAGACUCUGGGCGCCAGGGAUGAGUCUAUCAAGAAGCUGCUGGAGAUGCUGCAGAGCAAGGGCCUGCCCCCAGGGCUGGGCCGGGGGGCGGAAGAGGAGGAGCAGGAGCGGACGAGACGCAUCGCGGAGGCAGAGGCUCAGCUGGGACACCUGGAGGUCAUCCUGGACCAGAAGGAGAAGGAGAACAUCCACCUCCGAGAGGAGCUGCACAGGAGGAACCAGCUGCACCAGGACCCAGGGAAGACCAAGGCUCUGCAGACCAUCAUAGAGAUGAAGGAUACCAAGAUUGCGUCUUUGGAGCGCAACAUUCGGGAUCUGGAGGACGAGAUCCAGAUGCUGAAAGCAAGCGGUCUUCUGAACUCCGAGGACAGGGAGGAAGAACUAAAACAGAUGGAGAUCUACAAGAACCACUCCAAGUUCAUGAAGACCAAGAUCGACCAGUUGAAGCAGGAGCUGUCUAAGAAGGAGUCCGAGCUGCUGGCUCUGCAGACCAAGCUGGAGACGCUGAACAACCAGAACUCAGACUGCAAGCAGCACAUCGAGGUGCUGAAGGAGUCGCUCACUGCCAAGGAGCAGCGAGCUGCCAUCCUGCAGACAGAGGUGGACGCCCUGCGUCUGCGUCUGGAGGAGAAGGAGUCGUUCCUGAACAAGAAGAGCAAGCAGCUGCAGGAGCUGACGGAGGAGAAGGGCUCCCUGGCAGGGGAGAUCCGGGACAUGAAGGACAUGCUGGAGGUCAAGGAGAGGAAGAUCAACGUCCUGCAGAAGAAGAUUGAGAACUUGCAGGAGCAGCUGAGGGACAAGGACAAGCAGUUGUGCAGUCUGAAGGACCGGGUCAAGUCCCUGCAGACGGACUCCAGCAACACGGACACGGCCCUGGCCACCCUGGAGGAGGCUCUGUCUGAGAAGGAGAGGAUCAUCGAGCGGCUGAAGGACCAGAGAGAGAGGGAGGACAGGGAGAGGCUGGAUGAAGUGGAGUCCUACAAGAAGGAAAACAAGGACCUCAAGGAAAAAGUCAACAGUUUGCAGGUGGAGUUAACAGAGAAGGAGUCCAGCCUGAUAGACCUGAAGGAGCAUGCAUCGUCACUGGCCUCCUCUGGGCUGAAGAAGGACUCCAAGCUGAAGACCCUGGAGAUCGCCAUCGAGCAGAAGAAGGAGGAGUGCAGCAAGCUGGAGACACAGCUGCAGAAGGCCCAUGAGGUGGAGCAGCAGGGGGGGUCCCGGGGGGCACCAGAGUACGGGGAGCGGGUGAAGCAGCUGGAGAAGGAGCUGUCCUUCUACAAGGAGGAGUCAGGCAAGGCCCAGGCGGAGGUGGAGAGACUGCUGGACAUCCUGAGGGAGGUGGAGACAGAGAAGACCGACAAGGACAAGAAGAUUGCAGAGCUGGAGAGGCAAGGCAAGGACCAACUAACCAAGAAGGGUCCAAACAUUAAGCUGGGACCUCAAGGGGAAAAGAAAAUCAUAGGUCAAGACCCUCGCAAGGACAACACCAUGGAUAGUAGCCAGCACGUGAAGCUGGAGGAGCUGAUGAACACGCUGGAGAGGACCAGGCAGGAGCUGGAGGCCACCAAACAGCGUCUCUCCUCCACGCAGCAGUCCCUGCAUGAGCGGGAUGGCCACCUGACCAACCUGAGGCAGGAACGCAGGAAACAGCUGGAGGAGAUCCUGGAGAUGAAGCAGCAAGCCUUGCUAGCAGCCAUCAGUGAGAAGGAUGCUAAUAUUGCCCUCCUGGAGCUGUCUGCUUCCAACAAGAAGAAGAGUCAGGAGGAGGUGCUGGGGCUGAAGAGGGAGAAAGACAGACUGAUGCACCAGCUCAAACAACAGACCCAGAGCAGGAUGAAGCUGAUCGCUGACAACUAUGAGGAUGACCACUACCACCCCCCCCCUGACCAGGUAAGCUCUCAACCCUCCCCUGACCAGGAUGAUGAGGAGGGGAUCUGGGCAUAA
Messenger RNA from Hypomesus transpacificus, 2862 nucleotides. RefSeq names its product ELKS/RAB6-interacting/CAST family member 2 (gene erc2). Gene Ontology annotation, biological process: regulation of synaptic plasticity; neuromuscular synaptic transmission; maintenance of presynaptic active zone structure. The record is from RefSeq and is a predicted model, not a curated record. Gene Ontology annotation, cellular component: cytoskeleton of presynaptic active zone. Lineage: Eukaryota; Metazoa; Chordata; Actinopteri; Osmeriformes; Osmeridae. Gene Ontology annotation, molecular function: structural constituent of presynaptic active zone.